Messenger RNA from Magnolia sinica, 2236 nucleotides. Its product is annotated as calcium-dependent protein kinase 10-like. Gene Ontology annotation, cellular component: nucleus; cytoplasm. The coding region runs from base 192 to 1871 and encodes 559 amino acids. Lineage: Eukaryota; Viridiplantae; Streptophyta; Magnoliopsida; Magnoliales; Magnoliaceae. Gene Ontology annotation, molecular function: calcium-dependent protein serine/threonine kinase activity; calmodulin binding; ATP binding. The transcript is spliced from 7 exons. The record is from RefSeq and is a predicted model, not a curated record. Gene Ontology annotation, biological process: protein autophosphorylation; intracellular signal transduction; peptidyl-serine phosphorylation.
CCCUCCUCUUUCUCUCUCCUUCAACCAACCCCCUCUGCCAUGUCCGAAACCAAGACAACUCCCACCACCACCAGAAAGAAGAAAAGAAAAAGACACCUUUGAAACGUCCACAACAACAACCACAGCAACAACAACAACAACAGCUGUUGUAGCGAAACGCAUACAGAUUCUUUCUCUACAGAAACAAUCCCAUGGGAAACAUCUGCACCUGCGUCCAUCUACAAGAAGAAAAAGACUCCCGCCAUCGCAGAAACAAAAACAACAGCAAUGACAACAAAAGGCGCCACCACAACAGAAAGCGCCACAACCACAACAGGGAGCGUCGGCCGAACCCUUUCUCAGAGGACCCAAGUAGUUACUCUCCAGUCGGAGGCCCGCUUCGGGUCCUGAAGGACGUGGUCCCCUUCUCCCACCGGACCCGAAUAACUGACAAGUACGUCCUCGGCCACGAGCUCGGCCGCGGCGAGUUCGGCAUCACCUACCUCUGCACCGACCGUGAGACCCGAGAAGCCCUCGCCUGCAAAUCUAUCUCCAAGAGGAAGCUCCGAACCGCCAUCGAUGUCGAGGACGUCCGUCGCGAGGUCGCGAUCAUGUCGUCCAUCCCCGACCAUCCCAACGUUGUCCGAUUGCGGGCUACCUACGAGGACGCUGACAACGUCCACCUCGUCAUGGAGCUCUGCGAAGGCGGGGAGCUUUUUGAUCGGAUCGUUGCCCGCGGCCACUACAGCGAGCGGGCUGCCGCAGCCGUUGCCAGGACUGUCGCUGAGGUCGUGAGGAUGUGCCACGACCAUGGGGUGAUGCAUCGGGACCUCAAGCCGGAGAAUUUCCUGUUUGCAAACAAGCGUGAGAACGCGCCGCUCAAGGCCAUUGAUUUCGGGCUCUCUGUCUUCUUCCGUCCAGGUGAGCGGUUUUCAGAGAUAGUAGGAAGUCCAUAUUACAUGGCGCCGGAGGUGCUGAAGCGGAAUUACGGACCGGAAGUUGAUAUAUGGAGCUCGGGCGUGAUCCUGUAUAUUCUGCUUUGUGGGGUUCCUCCGUUUUGGGCUGAGACCGAGCAGGGUGUUGCGCAGGCCAUUCUUCGUGGAGUUAUUGAUUUCAAGAGGGAUCCUUGGCCCAAGGUGUCCGACGGCGCAAAGAGUCUUGUUCGGCAGAUGUUAGAGCCAGACCCGAGGCGUCGGUUAACUGCUCAACAGGUGCUUGAACAUUCCUGGCUACAAAAUGCCAAGAAAGCUCCGAAUGUCCCAUUGGGAGAUAUUGUGAGGGCAAGGCUCAAACAGUUCUCUGUGAUGAAUAGAUUCAAAAAGAAAGCUGUUCGGGUAAUUGCAGAGCACUUGUCACUUAAAGAAGUAGAAGUCAUCAGAGACAUGUUUAAACUUAUGGACACUGACAAUAAUGGUAAAAUAACGUUCGAGGAAUUGAAGGCUGGCCUUCAAAAGGUUGGGUCCCAACUGGGCGAGCCGGAGAUGCAAAUGUUGAUGGAAGCAGCCGAUGUUGAUGGAAAUGGCACAUUGGACUAUGGAGAGUUUGUUGCUGUUACAAUUCACUUACAGAAGAUGGAAAAUGACGAGCAUUUCCGCAGAGCUUUUUUGUUCUUCGAUACAGAUGGCAGUGGCUACAUAGAAAUGGAUGAAUUGAGAGAGGCUUUAAUGGAUGAAUCUGGCCAAACUGACAGUGAAGUAUUAAACGACAUCAUGCGUGAGGUGGACACAGACAAGGAUGGCCGCAUCAGUUAUGAUGAGUUUGUUACAAUGAUGAAAGCUGGCACUGAUUGGAGAAAGGCAUCUCGGCAUUAUUCAAGAGAGAGGUUCAAAAGCCUUAGCAUUAACCUCAUGAAGGAUGGCUCCCUGAAGAUGGGUGAUGACGGCAAUAGUUAAGGUACCGCCCAGCCAUGUGUUCUCUAAUAUUAUGUUGGAUAAUCUGCUGCUGAACACGAAGUAGUUUUCCUUCAUCGUCAGCUGGGCAUGCUUGAUAUUUCACUGCAUGAUAUCAUUCAGGGAGGUACUGGUUGGGGAAUUUCUGUCAUUGAGUGAACUUGGGUUGGGGGCAGGUGAGUGAUUAAGGGUAUUUUUGGAUGGAAAUUGCUUUUGGAUGCUUGGUUUUGAAGGAUUUCGGACUGGCUUAGAGAUGCCAUAGCAUUCUUGGUUUUUCGAGAGAAUUGAGAAUUUCUGUGACAUUAUUUUUCCAAUUUGUAUCAAUUUUACUGUAAAGCUUCUCAGUCAUUUUGUUCAAGUUGCCUAUA